UACUGCUACCGUUGUCGUCUGGAGAGAGUCGACAAUGUGCCCGUUUUAGAGGUUUAUUUCUGGUCUAGAAGCGACAGUUUAUGUAAAACUCAUCAUGUCUACGAAGCGAAAAGCCGAGACUGAGAGCCCAAGAAAGGACCAGGACCCGGAUUAUGAGAUGGUAUCCGUCAUGACUGCCAGCAAAAGACAACGAAUCUUUGAGAAAGAUGCUAAAGAUGUCACUGUAAAGAAAAUAGAGGGCAUCAUCAAACGACAGUUCAGUCUUGAGAUGAGACACAAAGAGAAAGAAGUGGAGCUGAUUGAUGAGAGGAUACAUCAAGCGAGGGCCAUGCUGGAUAAGUUACGAGCUUGCAUCGUUGCCAAUUACUACGGGAACAUCGGCAUAUCUCAUACAUCAACCAAACAAGAGAAGUUUCGGCUGAAUAAGUCGAAUCUAAACCACCCGGCAAUUCAGAGGGCCAUCAGCAACAAAUCUCCGACUCCGAUUGAAGACCCAACGACCCUGAUCUCAAGCUCUAUCGAUAGCAGCAAGCCCCAGGGAGACGUAGCAAUAAGAGAUGCCACCAGUACCCCAACCAGCGGUCUGUGGUCAGGGCUGCAGAGCGAGAGAUCAUCCCCGGAGUCUGAGCGGCUGAGUAGGGUGGACUUGUCGGAGAUUGAAGAGAGAGUGGAGGAGGGAGCCAGGGCUAAAGGACCACGCAAUUCGGGACCGGACACUUUUGGAGUUGGUCCCCCGCUGCCGGUACCUAAGCCUCUGAUCUCACAGGCGGAGUCCAGCGAAGGAACAAGAUUCCAUGUCAAGAAAAGAAUCAUCGUUGGAAAUGUCUCAAAAUACAUCCCGCCUGAGAACCGUGAGGAUAGCGACCCUUCCACUCAUAAAUGGAUGGUGUACGUGCGAGGACCACCUGAGGAACCCAGGAUCGAUCACUUUGUCAAACGCAUCUGGUUCUUCUUGCAUCCCAGCUACAGACCCAAUGAUCUCGUUGAAGUCAAAGAGCCUCCGUUUCAUCUGACUCGACGAGGAUGGGGUGAGUUCCCGAUCCGCAUCCAACUUCACUUCCUCGACCCUCGCAACAAGAAAGUGGACAUCAUCCAUCCUCUUAAGCUGGAUAGAACAUACACAGGGCUUCAAACACUUGGAGCAGAAACGAUUGUGGACGUCGAGCUUGAUCGAUACUUGUUUGAUGAUCAAGGUCAACCUCUGUCGCGACCUAUGACCCCAACCAUCACCAAGGUAAACUACCAAGAGGGUAUCAAGCCAGGAAGUCCUGCCGCAUCGUGGGAGGAGUCAAGAUGGAAAAACACCCCACCAAGGUUAAAGGAAUCCCGCGGUGGGGGGUUGGUUGGUGAGAAGCCCCACGCUGAGCAGGCGACAAGUCCGAUGGUAGUUGGCAAGAGCUCUGAGACGGUUGAGGAUACUACAUUGCUCGGUGAUGCCGCGAAAGAUGAGGGCAACCUUAAAGUUGAACCCCGAACACCUUUAGGCGAGGGGUUGAUACCUACAGAGAUCGGCCAGUCAUUCAGUGGGAUCAUCGGACCAUCUGGCCUCCAGCCUUCUCUUCAGGCGCAUCCAAGCAGCAUUGUGGCCGGCGGGCAGAUCGCCAUGCAGCAGCGACAGGGCGGGCAGUUUGUACGCGUCAUGCCACCACUUGGCCCAAUCACAAAGAGCGGUAUAAUCACCCCGUCCACGUUGAUCGGCUUGCAGACGAAAUCACAAGGAUCGUCAGGAUCCCCUGUGAAAGUCGUUUCACCGACAGAUGAAAAAAGCGUUUCUAUCAUCGGGUCGUCGUUGUCAAAUCGUUCCUCACCGACGAAUGUGUCCCCAACCUUACCUGGUGUUAUAAACGUCGCCGAGGCUGCACUUGGCGGGAAAGGUUCUCUUGAUGUUCGAAUCCAGGAAGGGAAAGUCAUCCAAGAGGUGACUACACCAGCUCUUGACCUACCCCCUGUUAAAAUGGAAGUUGCAACAAAUGUCGCAGGAGUUAUGCCUCCGCUCCAACCGCCGCUGGCUAAGACCACAACAGCGCCCUCCGGAGUUCAACUUGUACAAAGUGUCCCGGUGAGCACUACUCUACAGAAGCAUUCGCCAGAGUCUGGGGGCAGCUUGCCCGCAGCAGCGUCUUUCUCUGGAGGGAUUAUCGUGCAACCGACAAGUUCCCAGAUAAGCAAGCCUGUUAUGAGCACUGUUAUAUCGACUAGCGGGGGCGUCACCACAAUCAAGAAGACCUCCCCUACUGGAAGCGUCUCAGCUGCCCCAGUCAAGUCAGUGGUAGAGCCUCCCAAACACUCACCGCCAACCCCGACCUCCGGGAUACCAACUCCCCCUCCUGGAACCCAGUACUACAUCACGGCCAAAUCGACCGAUCCCAACCUUCAAGGGAAGGUGAUACUCAUACCUCAGCAGGUAUUCCAGCAGGCGUCCACUCAACAAGUCGCUGCAGGUGGUAAGCUGGGUGGAAGUAAAACAUCUAGCCCUGCUGGGAAAGCUGGAGCCUCAAAAACGGCAACACCUGGCAAGCCACCCUUCUUGUCGCCCAGCAAUGUGUUGAUUUUGCCUCAAGGAUCCAUCGUGCCGCCCCUCCCUCCCGGGAGUAUCGUCCAAAUCCAGCAAGUCCCAUCCCCGGUGCGAUCAACAGCGGCAUCCAGUCAGCAAAAAGUCCACCCUACGUCAGCUCUGGCCAAAACAGUCACUGCUCAAGUGAAGAAUCCUGGAGCAGCGAAGGUUGCGGGCAUGCCAUCAGGAGGUGUCAUACAAAUCCAGAGGACGACAGGGACGAGUAUUGCUAAGGUCUCAGGGGUCCCAGGAACAUCUCAGGCCGCAGGGAUCUCGAUCCUUCCAGAGCAGAAGGGUCAGCUUGCCAAGACUUCAUCCGGUGGAGUCGUGUUUGUCCAACGGGCAGCCUCUACCGGAAAGAUUGGAUCUGGACAGACUCUUGCCAGACUUCCAUUAGUGCAAGGUGGUAUGGCUCUUCAGCAGAAAAUAACUCUUGCUGCCCAGCUUCCUCCUGGGGCAGUCCCAAUUCCUCAUGGAUCCCUCACCCUCAAACCCGGGAGUGCCGUCAACAUCAUUCAGAAUCCAAACACUAAAUCUCUCCAUCAAGGACAGACUCUGGUUCUGCACACUCAACCCUCUUCCAUUUCCAAACUCCCAGGGAAACCAAUCCAGACAGUGACCGCCAUCCGACAGCCAGUUGGAUCUGGUCAGGCGCCCAAAUUUAUCAUUCAAGGUCAGGGUGCAAAGGUCAUCACUCCAGGUCAAGUUCAGGUCAAGCUUUCCCUAUCGUCUCCUACAAGUGUCGCAGCAACAAGGUCUGUGAGUGGAACAGCUGCAACACAAAUGGGUACUGUUCCUGUGGUACAGAUUUCAGGUAGCAGUAAAGUUGGACAGACAGAUGGAUCGGCAGUUGCGACUGCUCCCGAAACGGUUACCAAGCCGGCUGAAACUGCAAUGCAGGAGCUUGUGAGAUCUGAAUCUAGUGUGAAACCAAUUAACCCCAGCUCAGUCACUAAAGAGAUAAGUGAAUCUCAAAUUGUGUCGACUGUAGAUGGCACUCAGGAGGUUGUGUUGGUGAAAGAAAGUUCCUCCCAGAAAACUAUAAUACCCGACAUUUCUUCAAAGGAAGUUGAUACACCAUCAACAAUUAAAGCACAAACAGUUUACACUGUAGGGCAUCCAGUUACAAAAGUUGCCAUACCUGUUCUGGCUCCACCGCUGCCCAGAAUUUUCAUUAAGCAGGAACCGAUCACCAGUCCCCCGAAAGACUUUGCGACUUCCUCUACCAGUCAGUUCAUUGUUAAUCCUGCUUCUGCCACCGUUGACGCCAAGGUGAAGACAGAAGUUCCUGAAGACAUGCAGGAGGCGGAGACUGAUGUGUCGAUCAUGAUGCGUGAGCUUACGCUAAGCUGCCUUGAGGGACCAGUGAGUGUUUACGGUCUGGGAGCGAUGGAGGACUUAGUAUCAGCCGUUGUGAGGAAGACACCAUUAAUUAAUAAAGACAGGGUUCAAAGCGAGCAUCCCUUCACAGCAACCUCCCUUCAGCAUUACCAUUCAUGGACGGGGGCUAAGCGCCGAGCAGCUGAGUGGCAUCGCGCUGUCUCGGUAAGACGGAUUGCGAAUGAAGCCAGGGAGAAAUCAGAGAAGCUUCGAUUUGAGAGGAUGUGGUCGACCAAAGAGGUGAUGGUGUGGUGUAGACAGCAGGGACAUGUCCCACCGGAACCAGACGUUCGUGAGACUGAAGGGAAAUGGUGCAGAAUUUGUGGCGAUUUGACCGAGAAGGGGAAAGUGGAGGUCAAUGUUGAGGAGCAUGAAUGCAAGAAGAAAUGGCUCUCGUCUGCAGGUUUACUGAAACAGACGAGCUACACAGUUCCAGACGCCCUCGCCAAUAGUAUCCGGCAACGCCAGUUGACCAUCGAUGCAAGUUUCUCCGAUAGUGAAGCCGAAAUUGAUAUCAUCGGGGUGUGGGAUCGGGGACAGCGGGUUUCAGUCAAGAAGGAGUCGCCCGGAACACCCGGCAGGAUAAGGUGCUACCUUCCGCCAAGUAAAGGUGAUAAGAUGAUUCAGGAAGUAGCUCAAGAGAUUGGAAUAUGCUUCAAGCCCACUCAGCUAGCUGAGGACACAUUUUCCCCUGUUGUGGAGGAGGUCAUGCUAUCAGCCGUUUCUCAGUUCAUGAGCUCUCUGCUACGGAAGUCAUUAUCUAAGGCUUAUAAUAAACGUACAGAUAAUAGACUUCCAAAGGAGAUUCUUUCAACCCACGUCCUUCAGGCCAUAAAUAGUACAGAGCAAUUUGACUUCCUGACCAACAAACAUCUGGGAGUGGCUGCUAUGGCUACCGAGAACAGUCAAGCGUCUUCAUCGUCCAACCACUAAUAGCUGAUAAGUUUAACUUCAGCGACAAGAAAAUCUACCAAAGAAAACUGAUUUCAGCUCAAACAUAAUAGUUUGCAUAUUGUGUUGCUGUUGAACAUAUAUCAAGAUACAUGCAAAGCGGAGGAUUUUUGUCUGUGGGUUUUUGGUCAACCAGUGCCAAGACAAUAAGAAAUGGCGGCACUCGGUCUUAAGAAGAUUGUUUUACAAAUACAUCUGGAUCAGUACUGUAUCCGCGGUGGGCGGUGCCGGGUGAUCCUGCCCAGAAAUAAUCAAUUUUGAGACGGAAAUGUAAUCUCUACAUUUGAAUGCAAUAUUAAAGCAAAGACUAAUGGGAAAAUAAUUUUCCAUGGGAAAAUAGGACACUGUUUUAUUAUCUUCAAACUCGAUUCUAAAUGGUUGAUUCAUAAAAACAAGAGUUUGAUAUUUUACAAUUAUUGAAUGCGUAUGAAUACAAUGUUAUAGAAGAAUAGAAAUCACAAAUGAAAUCUGGACUGUUCCAUUUCAAGAGACAUGUUUUGUUGGUGUUCAAAUAUUAAUUUAUGUAUGCAUUACAGAUGUUCUCAUAAACAAUUUGAAUAAUUAUACCAUUAACAAUCUUGUAUUUUACAUAUUUUUUUCUGUAAAAGUAUCAAUGUUGUGCCGGGCAUAAAAGUGAAUUUUACUUCACAAAAUAUUACAAAAUAAUUUGUGUUCAUGAUUGUUUUUGUUUGGUCGUUUUGAGCAUGAUGUCCAAAAUGAAGUUAAAAUCAAAAGUUGCUAAGCACAACAAACUGAUGCUUACCAG
Messenger RNA from Asterias rubens (European starfish), 5651 nucleotides. RefSeq names its product YEATS domain-containing protein 2-like. Gene Ontology annotation, cellular component: NuA4 histone acetyltransferase complex. Lineage: Eukaryota; Metazoa; Echinodermata; Asteroidea; Forcipulatida; Asteriidae. Gene Ontology annotation, molecular function: histone binding. Gene Ontology annotation, biological process: regulation of transcription by RNA polymerase II; chromatin remodeling. Bases 95 to 4867 code for a protein of 1590 amino acids. The transcript is spliced from 16 exons. The record is from RefSeq and is a predicted model, not a curated record.